Messenger RNA from Phyllopteryx taeniolatus (common seadragon), 6012 nucleotides. It is a transcript of the gene sgip1a, whose product is annotated as SH3GL interacting endocytic adaptor 1a. Gene Ontology annotation, cellular component: clathrin-coated vesicle; clathrin-coated pit; plasma membrane. NCBI's taxonomy places the organism in Eukaryota, Metazoa, Chordata, Actinopteri, Syngnathiformes, Syngnathidae. The record is from RefSeq and is a predicted model, not a curated record. Gene Ontology annotation, biological process: clathrin-dependent endocytosis; clathrin coat assembly; synaptic vesicle endocytosis. The coding region runs from base 655 to 3447 and encodes 930 amino acids. The transcript has 25 exons.
AUUUUUUGGUUGUUGUCAUUCGUCAAGGGAGAGCUUUGUAAUGAGUCAGGCUGCAGGCCAUGUGACUGCUCACAGGGCUGCAGGGAUUGGCUGGGCCUCUAUGACCUCAUCAAGCUGCCUCUGCCCUUCCCAGCAUCUAUUUCCCCCCCGCCCCCCUUCCAAUUCCUAACAGGCAUGCACACCAGCAACCCUCCUCCCCUCCCUCUCUACCUCCAUCUCUCCGGCUUUCUGUCUUUGGUUCUUUUCCCCUCCAGUUAGCUUUUCCUCUCCUCUGAGCAUCCUCUGCUGAAUGUGUUGCUUAGAGCCGCAGUAGCAGCCGAGGCGGGCGCCACCGCAGCAUCCGUGGAUUAAAGCACGAGCUCUUAUCUGCAGCUAGUCCGACCAGGCCCCCAUAUCUCUCUCUCUCUCUCUCUCUCUCUCUCUCUCUCUCUUUCUCUCUCUCUUUGUAUAGACGUCUCUCCCUCGCUCCCUCUUUGGCUGGUUGACAGGCGACUGCUGGGGGUGUUAUAGGCUCACAGUUAGCCAGGGCGUUAGCCACACACACACACACACACACACGACCGCUCUGCUGUCCAUCAAUUUCUUCUUCUCAUCUCUGCAUCUCCCGCUUUCAAUUCAGGCUGCUCUGAGGUAGAGGAAUGCAAAUCUGCAACCAUGAUGGAAGGAUUGAAAAAACGUACCAGGAAGGCCUUUGGUAUACGGAAGAAAGAGAAAGACAAUGACUCAACGGGGUCCCCAGACAGAGAGGGGGGUGAACCCCAAGAGGUUGAAUCGUCUCAGAGGAAGGCCAAUGGAGCCCCAAAUGGAUUCUAUGGAGAAAUCGACUGGGAAAGAUAUAACUCUCCUGAGGUGGAUGAAGAGGGUUAUAGCAUCAGACCUGAAGAUGAGGCAGACCAGCCAAAUUGCCCCAAGUCCCAUUUCUUCUCUUCGGAUGAGUCGGAAGAAGAGGAGGACCACAGGAAAAAGUUCAAGAUUAAGAUUAAGCCCCUUCCAUCUGAUCAAGUUGUGGCCGUGCCCUCGUUUGAAGAACUCAAAGCCUCCGUAGGCAACAUUGCUCUAUCCCCUUCUCCUCUGAGACAUAGCCUGGGGUUGAAAAGGAACACCUCCAGUGAAGAGAUUGUCAGACCAAGACGUGUUGUUCCCACUGUGGCCCCCAUAGCUGCUCCUGCACCACAAGCUCCCAGCCGGCAGACACCAGCCUCUGAAGAAUCUACGAAUUUGUUUGGGCCCCCUUUGGAAACAGCAUUUGGAGAACAGAAAUUAGAAGUGGUUCUGUCUGAGUCUGAUGUGUGGGGGGCUUCUGAGUCAGAGCCUGAGUCCUCUUUGACAAGACCCUUCCCCACAGGAACUCCACCACCACUUCCACCCAAGAAUGUUCCAACAUCUCCCCUGACAACAGACCCUGCCUCUGCAGAUGACAAUGAUUUGUCAACAGAAGCUGAGAAUUCCACAAGAAAGACAUCCAUAGCUGACUUGGAUCAUCUCUUUGGACCAGAGCAGGCUCCUCCUGCAAAGGAGGAUACAGAUGACACAUGGGUGUGCUUCAGUGAGCAGUCUUCUGACUGGCCACCUCUACCAAAGGAACCUGCACCUCCCCUUUCCUUUUCUACACCUCCUCCAGAGGAAGCAGCACCACCAUUACCGGCCUCCCCACCUCCUCCCAAAUCUCCUGCCCCACCGUUGCCUGGAUCACCACCUCCUUCAGAAGACACGGCACCUCAUCGCCCUAAACCUCCUUCUCCAAAAGAAGUUCAGAUUUCCCCUCUAGUAAUUUCGCCACCACCCUCAGAGGAUCCUACUGCACCCUCUAAACCGUCUGGGCCUUCUAAACACGAAGACGGAAAUCUACUCUCGCCCAACACCUCGUCACUCCCGUCACCCAAGGAGUAUGUAUCUCCUCCAACUUCAACUCAUCCACCUGUUGAUUCGCCAGCCUGCAUCCCAACAGCUCCCAAAGCAAGCACGGCUCUAUCGGUGACUUCACCUGAUAUGCACACAGCAAGAUGUUCCAAUCCACCAAUCCAGACAAAGAAUACAGAUGGAACCCCACCCAACGAGGAUGAAGGUGAAAUUGCCACCUCGCCCAAAGAUUCAAGUCACGGGAGCCGAACUACGCCUCCACCACCCCCUCCCCCAACGUACCGGGCGGUGGUCUCAUCACCAGGUCCAACAUCAGGGGCAGGUGAUACGAAGAGUGGUUCCUCUUCUCCAGUACGGCCUGCCACUCCUUCAAUAGUCAACCCCACUCCACCUCCUCCUCCACCCCGCCCCCCUUCACGACCCAAACUUCCUCCAGGAAAACCAAAUGUAGGAGAUACUAAUCGUCCAUGUAGUCCAGCAGUUCAUGCGGCCAGCCCCCCUCCAGUUGCUCCAUUGGCUCGGGCAGAGAGCACCUCUUCCAUCUCCUCUACCAACUCCCUGAGCGCUGCCACUACUCCCACCAUCAGUAAAGACCUCUCCGUGUCAGAAGACGAUGCUUAUGUUGACAAGCUGCCUUCAUUUGAGAGACAUUUUGAUUCAUUUGCAGAGAAUGACCAGCCAUCCCUUGUAUGGUUUGACAGAGGGAAGUUUUAUUUAACCUUUGAAGGCUGCUCCAGAGGGCCGAGUCCUCUUACCAUGGGGGCUCAAGACACGCUUCCUGUGGCUGCCGCAUUCACAGAGACAGUCAAUGCCUUCUUUAAAGGGGCCGACCCCAGCAAAUGUGUUGUGAAGAUCAUAGGUGAGAUGGUUUUGUCGUUUCCAGCGGGGAUCACACGGCACUUUGCCAAUAACCCGUCCCCCGCUGUGCUAACCUUCAGCAUAACCAACUACAAUCGACUGGAGCAUGUGCUGCCUAACCCCCAGCUGCUCUGCUGUGACACCGCCACACAAGCGAAGGCUGAUGCCAAGGACUUCUGGGUGAACAUGCCAAACCUGAUAGCUCAUCUAAAGAAGGUAUCUGAGCAGAAGCCGCAGGCAACAUACUAUAAUGUGGAUAUGUUGAAGUAUCAGGUAUCAGUGCAGGGUCCUGUGUCCACUCCCAUCAAUCUGGCCAUGAGCUGGCGGUGUGAACCCACCAGCACAGACCUGAGGAUAGACUACAAAUAUAACGGCGAAGCCAUGUCAACGCCGAUGGCGCUGAACAAUGUCCAGUUUCUAGUCCCAGUUGAUGGAGGCGUUUCCAAACUGCAAGCUGUGUUACCUACAGCUGCAUGGAACGCCGAGCAGCAAAGAAUCCUGUGGAAGAUUCCGGACAUCUCACAAAAAUCAGAAAAUGGAGGUGUGGGAUCUUUGUUAGCCCGCUUCCAGCUAACAGAAGGUCCGAGUAAACCGGCUCCACUGGCUGUGCAAUUCACUAGUGAGGGCAGUACACUGUCAGGCUGUGAUAUUGAACUGGCUGGGCCUGGGUAUCGCUUCUCACUCGUCAAGAAGAGGUUCGCUGCUGGAAAAUACCUGGCAGACAACUAAUGCAAGAAGAGCAUUGAUGAACAAAUUAACUCCAGGGUGUGGAGGAUGACCCAGAGGACAGACCCACAUUCUUCAUUCACCUUGGCAGAGCCCAGGACCACAGGCUACCCAGCAGUAUUGUAAAACUUCCAUCUAGCAUUGUGGAACCAUUUUAGGUCAUUUAAUAAUGGCAUUUGUAAUAAUUUUAUAAUUAUUCGUUUAUUUAAUUACAUCUAAAUUGCUGCUGUUUUGCUCCUGGACUCUUUCCUUACUUUUAAAGUCUGUGCCUCUGGUCAAAGUGUGGUGACUCUUCACUGCAGCUGCCUGACCAGCCAGGUUCUACUGUGGAUGAGGUGACAGUAAAACUUCUUGACUGGAGUCGUAUCGAAAGUCUGAAUGGUUCAAAAUCAAAUCCACGACAACAUACUUAGCACGGAACAAUUUUGUCAGUACUAUAAAAUUCUUUUCAGUGUGGGACCUCUGUCCUCUUUUGCUCCCAGGUACAGUAUUUCCAUCAUCGCGACACCAUUUAAUGUCUUGUCAAUGCUUGUGUGUUAACCACACAUCAUGUAGAAGCUUAAACUUGACGCAUAUUCAUGGCUCAUCCACUGGUUCGACAGGGUCCUUGUACUUUGGAUCACAUCAAUGUUUUCUUUUCCAAUCAAAAUGCACUAUGCAGUCAGUCCAACUGCUGUUCUAUUUCUUUGCGAUCAUGGAGUUGUUUCACAGCCGGUAGGCAGCUGCAAUGAUAAACAGAUCUACUGGUGAUAACAUAAAAAACAUGUUUUCCCUUAAGAAGAACUAAGUGUACAAAGUGUCAUUUAAAAUCAAUAAUAUAUAUCUUAAAAGGCGUUUGGUGUUUUCCUUGUAUUGUCACAUAGCCUUUCUGUUGUUCCGAGACAGCAGUGAUAACUCCAGAUUACAUGACAGCAUCCUAUUUUUUUUCAUUAAGUACAUGAUUUGUUGUAUAAAAUAUGAUUCUGUCUAUGAUUUAGAUUUUGAAUGGUAUCACACAACUCUGUACCCUUAAAGCUAUAAAUAUUUCAGGUUUUUUUUUUUUUUUUGGUCACAUGUGUAGUUGAGUAACGUGUACAGUAUAAUGUAUAAUUUUUGGAUUUGUUUCAGAUAUAAUUUUUUAAUUAAAGUGCAACAGAAGUUCUGAGCUAUAUAUGUGUGUAUAUAUAUAUAUGGGUGGGUGGGGUCAGGUAACUUAAAGCGAUAAAUAUCAUCCAGGAUGCUAUGUUUUGCUUUGUGAAAGCAGUGUUAAUGUAAAUUCACAUUCAUGCCGGAGAUGAGAUGAGGAUGAUGGAUCCAUAACAUCCUUUAUGUUGGUACCAACUGUCAAUCAGUAAUCUACUCCAAUAAGAUAUUUUUAUGACAACAAUGGCUUUUAUUCAGCCUGAGGUGGACAGCAUAUUGGUCAAUAAAAGAUAUCUAUCCGCUGAUCAUGGAAAAAUAAAGGGAAGUCACUACAUCUGCAUUAUACUUUUUUCCAUUAGUUAACACGACCAGCUUUCUCUGUGCUUUUUUUACCUUCCUUUUCCUCUUCAAAUGUGACUUCCCAAAUUGCAUUUCAGGCCCCAGCCUGGUCCUCCCGUGCCCCGCUUGAAUCCAUAGCUUUAUUUUACAUAAUUGUAAUGGUCUCUGUGAGAUGACAUGAAAUUGUAGAUGGAGGUUAAGGUGACCAAAAUACUUUGUGUGGUGUGUGUGUGCGUGCGUGCGUGUGUGUGUGUAUAUAUGUUUGUGUGUGUACUCUGAUCUUCAACUCUCUGUGGAUGAGAAUAAGGGGAAUAUUUUUAAUGCUGAUUAAAACCUGAAAAGAUAUUUUUUUGUUUAUUGUGGGGGGAGAACACUGUGCUGGUAAUGUCUAUCUUCCCGAUCGUUCUUUGUCACGCCUUUUGAACAUGAAGUGUGUACGUGAGGUGUCGCCCAAGCCCACAGUACUUUCUUCUAUGUCAAUAUUGUGCUAAACACACCCAAACAUGGUCUUGUAAGGUCUGUUGUAGAACCAUAUUAAACUGGGUUUAGAGCAACAAAGCAAUUGUCCUGACAUCAAUCUUCCUAAACAGCUGUUUUAAUUAUUAUUAUUAUUAUUAUUAUAGGCUCAUUUUGCCGGUGUGAACAAACAAAUAGGUAACACCCCGUUUGGAUAGAGGUGACAGAAAGUUGUAAUGUUUUUGUUGACUAUCAAAGCAAUCACAGCAACAGCAUCUUCAGCAUUAUUUACAACAGCCCUCAACGCAUUGUCCCAUCAUACAUUGGUUUCAAAUUAAUACAGGUUGCCAGUUAUUUAUCAUUCACCACAAUCUUUUCCAGAGGUUCAUCUCUGUAGUGAAUGUGUCAUGCAGUAAUUCAUCAUUGCUUGUCGAGCAUGCAGAAAAAGCAGGGCAGCCUUGACUUCCAGAUCAUCCUAAAAUAAUGUGUUGUGCUGUGUACUCACUCACCUGUAUUAAUGUUGACAAGAACAGUUUGUUUUUUUGCGUGCUGUGAGUACGAAUGCUAUACAUCAAAACGUGCAAGCGCAACGCUAAAGUGGAAACUUAGUUUGCUUCCUUCCAAAACCAAUAAAAAUUCACUCCAUGAAAA